Messenger RNA from Rhizophagus irregularis DAOM 181602=DAOM 197198, 562 nucleotides. Lineage: Eukaryota; Fungi; Glomeromycota; Glomeromycetes; Glomerales; Glomeraceae. The record is from RefSeq and is a predicted model, not a curated record.
AAAGAGGAAUUUCCGUUUUGAAUCUCUUCAAUUACACGCAGGUCACACACUCGAUAUUAUUGCUACACGUGCAAGAGCUGUUCAAUUUAUGUAGCUACUUCGUUUACAUUUAAAAGUGCUGAAUAUGCCGCAAAUGUUUUUGGUGGUAAAGAAGUAGCUCACGUUUAUACGAGGUACUAAAAAUAUGGUUGCACUUGAAGGUGAAAUUAACGUUAUUUCUACAUCAUCUGGAUGGACUGUACAAUUUGUUGCUAUAUCAACGAUUCGCUCAGUGGGUGAUAAUAUCAUUUCAACAAGUUGUUUAUAUGAAGAAUUCGCUAAAUUAAUCAAUAAUAAACCGAAAGCUAUAUAUCUUGAAUCUAUGAGAAAUACGAAAUUUAAUAUUCCAGAUUUUGAAGCAAUUUUUAUCGCUGAAAAUACAUGUGAAUAUUUUAUUAAAUCAAUUUAACAUGGUGAAGAUAUUGUUGUUCACAGUAGGUUAUGAUCAACUCUUGACUAAGCGUCAUUUUGCAAUAUCUAUUUGUUAAUCUUUAUGUUCAUUCGUUAGGUGCAGCGAAAUGGA